GCCGUCUGUGUGUAGCCGGAAAUGACGUUACAGAAACAUGGCUCCUUCCAAGGAUGUUGGCACGCUUGUUGCCCCGGCCGGGUAUACAGCUGUCCCACUGAAGUUUUCUGAGGAGCGGCGAACACAUCACUACUUGUAUGUCAAAGAACACAAAGUACGAGAGGAUUUGGACCCUGCGCGGCCUCAGGACCGGACUCUGUUUGUCAUCAAUGUCCCCCCAUACUGUACAGAGAAAAGCCUGUCCCAGAUCUUCAGCCGCAGUUGUCCAGUGGUGUCUGUGGAACUACAGGAAAAACCAGGACCAGCCGAGGGGGAUCCAAAAACAGAGUCCAGAUAUUUUGAUAUGAAAUCCCCAAAGGGUUUUAAAGUGGCUUAUGUAGUGUUUAAAAAAGCAUCAGGGGUUCGACAAUUUAAUUCCACAAAAUUCCACACUCCGCUUGUGUUGUCUGAAAAAGACGAUUCAAUAAAGACUGGAAUCUGCAAGUGGAUAGCAGAGUAUGCGGCGUCUCUCACGGACACGGAGCACCUGCAGGAUGAGAUUGAUGCCUUUAUGAAGGAGUAUGACGAGAAGGUUGCCGAGGAAGAGGAGAAGGCAGCAGAAGAGGAAGGGGUGCCAGACGAGGAAGGGUGGGUGAAGGUGACAAGAAAGGGCCGGCGUCCUGGCCUGGCGCGCACCGAGGCCACAAACAUCAGAGUGCUGGAACGGGAGAAGCGGAAGAGAGCGCGGAAAGAACUGCUUAACUUCUAUGCCUGGCAGCACCGGGACACCAAGAGAGAACAUCUCGCCGAGCUCCGGAAGAAGUUUGAAGAGGACAAACAGAAGAUCGCACUCAUGCGGGCACAGAGGAAGUUCCGCCCGUACUGAUGAAGGGGAAAUGGCUGAGGGUCACAUACCGUCCUGUGUGCCCAGACUGAUAUUGUUUGUGUGAUUUGCACAGGAGCCUCUUGCAUGCAGCAGAGGCCGUUCUAGUCCUGCUGCACGUUAUAUGGGACACAAAGACUCUACAUACAACAUUAAGUGUGGAAUUAAAUCUUUAUAGAGAAAAUAAAUGAACCUGUACCAGCAGCUGAUGACUUGA
This is a messenger RNA of Bombina bombina (fire-bellied toad), 1079 nucleotides long. It is a transcript of the gene RRP7A, whose product is annotated as ribosomal RNA processing 7 homolog A. Gene Ontology annotation, biological process: ribosomal small subunit assembly; rRNA processing. The transcript is spliced from 7 exons. The record is from RefSeq and is a predicted model, not a curated record. Gene Ontology annotation, cellular component: UTP-C complex; CURI complex. Gene Ontology annotation, molecular function: nucleic acid binding. The coding region runs from base 38 to 865 and encodes 275 amino acids. Lineage: Eukaryota; Metazoa; Chordata; Amphibia; Anura; Bombinatoridae.